This is a messenger RNA of Aspergillus terreus NIH2624, 4056 nucleotides long. RefSeq lists its product as uncharacterized. Gene Ontology annotation, molecular function: protein binding. NCBI's taxonomy places the organism in Eukaryota, Fungi, Ascomycota, Eurotiomycetes, Eurotiales, Aspergillaceae. The record is from RefSeq and is a predicted model, not a curated record. The transcript has 3 exons. Bases 1 to 4056 code for a protein of 1351 amino acids.
AUGGCCCUCGUGACGGCCGAUGCCAUCCCCCGUGGGGUGAACGAGGAGCUCAACAGACAGUUGGCAGAAGUCUGGCUGGAUAUGGGCCAGCAGAUUAAAAAAUACGCAGACUUGUGGCGUAUGGAGUACGACGAGAACUUGAAGGCCGAGCAAGUGCAGGCCAACUUGGAAAGAAUAGAAACUGGGCACCGCAAGAAAGGCGAGAAAUGGGCCAAACUCAAGGAAGUCUUUGACCGCACCCUUACUGCCAUUGCAACGGUGGGUGAUAUGGUGGCCAGCGCCGCAUCUCAGGUGUUUGCCCCGGCUGGACAAUGCUAUAAUGCCCUCAGCUUUAUCAUCCAUGCGUAUAAAAACUACCAGAGCGCUUUUGCGUCACUCCAUGAAGUUUUCUCACAAUGCCUCGAAUAUUUGGGCCGCUUGUCCCGCUACGCGCAGGGCAACCAAAUGACUGCCGGCCUGACUAAAUUGUCCUGUGAUGUUUUGAAGCACUUCGCAAAGGUGUGCACGAAAGCAUUGCGCAUCCGGAGUGAUCGCCUGUUUCGGAUCAAAACGAUGGCCAAGGGCGCGUUCCUUGACAUUAAUGAGUUUACUGAGAUGCUGGGAACCAUGGAGAAUCUCACCAAAAAAGAAAGCAUGGAAGUCGCGCUCGCUACUCUGGAGACCACGCGAGAGGCCAGGGAUUUCGCCAAAGCCAAUCACAAUAUCUUGGAACAGGGCGAGAGCGAGCGAGCCAAGGAGAAAAGGGACAAGAAAGACAGAAGACUUCUCCUCGAGACCCUCAGCUUUGAGAUGACCGACGACAAAUGGAAUAGCAUCGAGUACGCCCCUAUUCCAACCUGGGGAACGACUUGGCAAAGAAUCCACAAUCAUCGCGUGGAUGGCACUGGCCAGUGGGCGCUUCAGAGCCCGAGAUUCAAGGCCUGGGCGAAGGAGGAUGGAGAUGAACCCAUCCUAGGGAUUGUUGGUCCAGAAGCCUCGGGCAAGAGCUUCGUAUCUUCCACCAUUAUCAGUCAUUUGCGGGCCAGUGCACCGGACAAAGGGAGCAACUCCAGAAAUCUCGUGGCAUUCUAUUUUCUGGAUAGCAAGAAUGCCACUUCGAACAUUGACAUGUACAAAGCGAUUAUCUGGCAAUUCGCUGCCAGCGACGCAUCAUAUAUGCAAUCCGCAGCUACGACGUGCGACGGGAGACACAUUGAGGCCAACCACCUGUUGACUCGGCUUCUCCUUGAUAAUCACGAAGAGUUGAGUAACGUCAACGCAACCUUUUAUAUCGUGAUCAACAAGCUUGGCGACAAGAAUGGCUUUGUUCACGAGGGCGUUCUACACUUCCUCCAGAAGCUUAGGAAACUCAAGAAAAGCUCUGUUCGGGUUGCCUUCACGGCCACACCGCAGACGAUCGACGAGCUGAGAAAGCAUGACAUCCACUGUCCAACAAUUUCCAUGCAAGACAACAAGAAGGAUCUGGAGCUGUACAUUGAUUACCGCUUAGACAGAAUGCGUGGUCUAUCAGACAGAGGAGACAACCAAGUACUCAGGAUUCGCAAAGAGGUGCAGUCCAAAUUACAAAACCGACCCCAGAGGAACUAUUACACCAUCAGCAACAUUCUCGACGAGGUUAGCUCCUUGGAUCUUGACAAGGAUAUCUUCAAGGCUCUGGAUGGUCCAACGAAGACUCUCAGCCAGAACGUCAGGGCUGAUAUCGCGGAGCUGAAUAGAAGUCGUAAAUCUCAUGAAUUGGGAGAGAUCAACGAAAUUAUCCUGUGGAUCACGUUCGCCCGCGAGAAGAUGACAGCCGAGAAGAUGAACGCAGUGCUGCAGUUCCACAAUAAGGCCGUCUCAUUGCUUCGUCUGGAGGAUCGACUGAGGAAGUUUUUGCUAUUUGAGAUUGACAAUGACGGGCUUGUCGAUUUCCGAUCGGAAAGUAUGCUGGACUACAUUCCUAUGCGAGCCACCAAGGCGAAAACUCGUCAGGAUCAGAAUGAGGUGGUGAACCCGAGCGAGAUUGGCAUUCUCAAUCAUUUUCUCGGCAACGUCUGCCCCCCGGGGCUCAUCGACAAGCUCCAGCUGAAAGCGCAUUUCGAGAAGAUCUUGACCCCACAAGAGGAGAUUUUCCAAGAAGACCCCAAUACAGCCAACUUCAGGCUCGCUCGCGUAUGCAUCUUUGUGUUGGCCAACGAAGAAGGUCAAAACCUGCGCAUCUUGCGAGGAUAUGCAGCCCGCCAGCUUGUUGGCCACAUGGCCAAUGUGAACAACCUCGCGAUGAUUGAUUCAAAGUGGAAACGCGGGGUUGGUAGUGAUCUGCUAAAACUAUUCCGCACUGGCUAUGCUAUCGACAAUCUUCUAUGGGCAAAGAAGCAGCAUCCAGAACUCCCGCCCUGGAUAUUCGACGAAAAGACGAUCGACCUCAUUUGUUCAUGGCUCAAAUAUCUUUCCUCCGUUGAAAUGCUGGACGAUGACUGGCUUCAGCAAGUGAUGCAUGACGGACAUGUGCCUAUGGAGACUAUGGUGGAGGGCAUCUUCGCUCGAAUGGCGCAAUAUUGCUUCCGAAUCGAGGCCUCGAAGAAUGACACACUCGCUGCACUCGAAAUAGUUUCCAAACUAGUCUCUAAGUCUGUGGAGGACCCAACUCUGGAGCACAUUGAAGACUGGUGCCAGAAAAAGCUCGGAGUUGCAAAGAAAAAUUCAAUCUGGCAUUCCCAGAUGGCUCUGCUAUAUUUCUUGAACGGUAAGAAGGACCAGGCUGCAAGUCGAUGUCGAGAGGCACUCCACAUGGACGAUAAGAACUGGCGAGCGUCCCUAGUCAAAGCUCAACUCAGCGAAUCCAAUGACAAGCGCCGUCGGAUCCUGAAGGAUCUUUACCGACGUUGCGAGAAAGAUGUGGAAUGGAUGAAAGAGCACAAAGAGUUCCUUUCUGAUAUGGCCGAGCCUGUUGGCCAUGCCUACUGGGAAGAUGGAAACUUUGACAAGGCAGCCGUGUGGUACUCAGCUUGUGUGGAGCAUGGCGCCGACCGAUACACGACUGUGGUUUCCAUUCUGGAAAGAUAUGACAACGGGGCACGAUGGAACGACAUCAUAGAAUUGCUACGCAAGAUGCACUCGCAAUCGCAUUUGGGUCCAAUGUUCGUCCAUAAAGCUCGGGCCGAGGAGCUACAUACGGCCGUUCUGCACGCUGCAGUUGGCGAACAGAACUUUGACUUUCUUGAUGAGGUAUACGAUCCUGUGAUAGAGUAUGCCAGGCAAAACCAGUGGUACGGGGCCUUGUUUUAUCUUCGCGAAGCCUAUGCUAGCGCUCGUUCCGCAAAGCCAUCCGACUCCAACGCAAACGUGCUGGAGUUGCUGGAAGCGGCCGCAGCAGAUGUUGUCUAUACAGAUGAGGAUCCGGCUUCCGCCUUCUUCCGCGUUGGCUAUCGAUUGGGAGCAAUCUACCUGCGAAACGCCACAAAUGCUAGGGACGCUCACAAGAUGGCCGAGGCAGAGAUGUGGCUGGGCAAGAUGAGCAGCAUCAUACCUGAACAAGUCAAAGAAACCCAAAUGCGCCUCCCGCUCAGCCUCUAUGCUGCACGGUAUCACCGCAUCGCUGAAAACGAGGCCGCAGCCUUGAGAGCAGCCCAUAACACGUUGCAAAUGGCCACGGAGCUUUUGUCGGACGGCGACCCUACCAACGACAUGUUCGCCUUCCAGAAGAUCCUCUAUGCUAUGAUCCCAUUCAAAGACGAGCGGAAUGCCACCACCGCCCUUGCCAUGAUGAAGAUUGCGAGCCCAGCUGGCAGGUUCUCGAUCCCUUGUUCCUGCAAGUGCGGCCAUAUAUGGCUGUCGCCUGGGGAGAUGUGGUGGUGCAUGGAUUGCAUCAACGUGGUUUUGAGGGAAGAAUGCCGCCAGAACGUCAAGGAUAAAAACAUCUGUCGCAGCACGCAUGAGGGCUUUACGAUCCCUAAAUUGGAUGAAACUUUGCUGAAAACUGUCCCCAAGGACCAUGUGCCGUGGGACGGUAAAUUCAUCCAUAUGGACAAGUGGAGGAGUAAGAUCGCCCACGACUAUCGCUUGAAGAAAACGUGA